AUGACAAACUCUGCGCGCAGCGAUGACCUGGACAUUCUCCAGCUCAGGGACAUUCUUCGCGGUGAGCUCAUUUCGGUACUAGACUCCAUUCGCGGUUCAAAGGCGCUUGUUCUCGAUCCAGACCUGUCCGGGCCGCUGAGCUUUAUCGUAGACUUCUCGGUGCUUAAAGAGCAUGGCGUGGAGAAGAUAUUUCUGCUCGACUCGAUACCGCCAGAGACCGGCGCAAUAAAGGGGCUGCUGUACUUUGCGCUGCCACACACCGGCAAGAUGCGGACAAUCGCAGAGCAUGUCCGGGCGGGCUCGUCGGCCAAGGAGUACUCGCUGCAGCUGGUUCCACGGCGCACGCUGCUGUGCGAGCGUGUGCUUGAGGAGGAGGGCGUUCUGGGCGACCUGACAGUGGGAGAGUACCGUAUGGACUUUAUUCCGCUGGAGGAGGAUCUGUUGUCACUGGAGCUGCCGGCGACGUUCAAGGAGCUCUAUCUGGAAGGUGACUUUUCGAGCAUCUACUAUGCGGCGCGUGGAGUCAUGCGCUUGCAGGGCCUGUACGGGUUCUUCCCGCGGAUAGUUGGAAAAGGCGACUUUGCGCAGAUUCUGGCAGAUACAUUGACACGCAUGCGCCUGGAGCUGACGUCGAGCAAUCCGCGCGGGUCGUCGAGCAGUGCACUGGCAAUGUCCAGCGUGUUUGACUCCAUGGUGAUUAUCGACCGUGGCGUGGAUAUGGUAACGCCGCUGCUGACACAGUUGACUUAUGAGGGGCUUGUCAGCGAGGUGUACGGUAUAAAUAGCGGCUAUGUGUCACUAAGCUCGCUGAAUAUGUCCGACGCAAACCAGGCGUCUGCCCCAGCAGCAGGGAGCUCGGCGACGCAGGCAGCGGCGGCAGCGGCGGCAGCGGCAGCGCCCAAGCGCAAGCGCAUUGCGCUGAACAGCUCCGACUCGAUAUUCAACGACAUCCGCAACAUGAACUUUGCCGGAGUGGGCAGCCUGCUAAGCAAAAUGUCUCGGCAGCUGCAAGAUACGUACGAGAGUCGCCACAAGGCAAAGACAGUGCAGGAGAUCCGGAGCUUUGUGGGCAAGCUCAAUGGCCUACAGGCAGAACACCAGUCACUCAAAACGCAUGUGUCGCUGGCAGAGACGAUCCUUAAGCGGACCCAAACCGACGACUUUAAUCACGUUCUGGAGAUCGAGCAGUCGCUGGUCAGCAAUGGCGACAUUUCAAAGGACCAGCUGGCGUAUCUCGACAAGUUGUUUGCGCUGGCGGACCCACAUGCACCUGUGCCGGGCUGCAAUGGUGAGCUCAAGGAUACACCGCCAAUCACUGCCCCCAACAGCAUUCACAAGGUGCUGCGUCUAAUGUGCCUGUACUCGCUAUGGCGCGGGCCUAGUUUCAAGCAGAAGGUCUAUGAUGCGUGGUACGAGGAGCUGGUCGACGCGUUUGGCCAUCACCACACCAUCACGCUGGAUAACCUGGAGACAGUUGGGUUGCUUGUGUCGCCUGCCAGCAACAAUGGCGGCACGGCAGGCUCGACAGCAAAGUCAUCGGCACUGAAACUAGCGGCGGGCGGCGACGUCAGCAGUGCUGGCAUUCUGAAUUCCAUUGUGCCGUCGACAAAACCACGGGACCCGGCGCACUCAAACUCGCUCAGCUUUUUGCGAAAAACGCUGAACCUGGUCAACAGCGACGUGCGUGAGAAUGACCCCGAUGACAUCUCGUAUGUCUACUCUGGGUAUGCCCCGCUUUCAGUCCGUCUGCUGCAGUGCCUGGUGCGCGACCCAGCAGUAUACACGUCGCCUUCAGCCGCCAGCCGGUAUUCGUCGCUCCUCCGCGGUGGUGCGUCCAGCGACACGACUCGGCCAGCGCAGAAGGACCUGCAGUCGGGUGGAGUCAAGGGCGGGUGGAAGGGCUGGGAUGAUGUGCUGGCUGAGCUGCCCGGUGAAACAGUCGAUGUGACCCAGUGGAGCGACCGUGAGGGCGACCUGCUCUCCUCAGACACAGUGGUGCAGCGACUGGGCGAGAAGGCGCCGGCAACGCUUGUCCUGUUCCUGGGCGGGUGCACGUUCACGGAGGUUGCGGCUCUGCGCCUGCUCUCGCAGCAGCACAACCACCGCUACAUUGCAGCAACCACGCAGAUCAUCAACGGCAACAGCUUCAUCGAUUCGCUCAUUCAGAAAGCAAGCAACUAG
Molecule: messenger RNA, 2181 nt
Organism: Linderina pennispora
Lineage: Eukaryota; Fungi; Kickxellomycota; Kickxellomycetes; Kickxellales; Kickxellaceae
Product: Sec1-like protein
Exons: 2
Coding region: 1-2181 (726 amino acids)
Biological process (GO): intracellular protein transport; vesicle-mediated transport
Cellular component (GO): CORVET complex; fungal-type vacuole
Source: RefSeq, a predicted model, not a curated record